Molecule: messenger RNA, 1851 nt
Organism: Dromaius novaehollandiae (emu)
Lineage: Eukaryota; Metazoa; Chordata; Aves; Casuariiformes; Dromaiidae
Gene: TXNDC15
Product: thioredoxin domain containing 15
Exons: 5
Coding region: 105-1106 (333 amino acids)
Biological process (GO): cilium assembly
Cellular component (GO): cilium
Source: RefSeq, a predicted model, not a curated record
GCGCCGGAAGCGGAAGCGGCGCAGCGCUGAGGCGGAAGCGGCCGUUGUCCGGGGAGACGCAGCGCGGCCGGGCGCCGGGAGGGCCGCGGCGCGGCGCGGGGGGGAUGUGGCGGCUGGCGCUGGCGCUGGCCUGGCUGGGCGGCGCCGUCCCUGCAGGAGCCGCGGCGGAGCCGGGCGGCCGCUCGCCGCCGGGGCCUGUGCUCCCCGCCGAGGGCGGCUCGCCGCCGGGGGUCGGCGGGCCGGCGCAGUACCGGACGGCGGAGAUGGCCGACGCGAUGCUGGGCAGCGGGCUUCCCUCCGAGCAGCCCGUGCUGCUCUCGGUGGUGCCGGCGGAGGCGAGCGACGGGCCCGCGGCCGACUCGGCUGCGGGCGCUUGCGACGCUGCGGUCGGAGGUGGCGAGUGCGGCGGCGGCCCGGCGGCCCCCUCGGCUCCGCCUGGCGCCCACGGCCGAGAGCUCGCAGCAGGGUCCCCGGUUGUGCUGGAGACUGUGCUGCCCGCGCCGGCUGAGGAGGCCAACGGCACCGAGGGCAUGAAAACGCCCAAAGUAAACUGCGAGGAGAGAAACGUUACUGGGGUCGAAAACUUCACGCUACAGAUCCUGAACGUUUCUCAAGAUCUGAUGGAGUUCUUAAACCCAAACAGCAGUGACUGUACGUUAGUCUUGUUCUACACACCAUGGUGCCGCUUCUCUGCCAGUCUAGCACCUCAUUUUAAUUCUUUACCUCGAGCAUUUCCAACUCUUCGCUUCCUAGCCUUGGAUGCAUCUCAGCAUAGCAGUUUAUCAACUAGAUUUGGAACUGUGGCUGUACCCAACAUCCUCCUUUUCCAAGGUGCUAAACCUAUGGCUAGAUUUAAUCAUACAGACAGAACACUGGAAACACUGAAAGACUUCAUUUUUAAUCAAACAGGGAUAGAAGCUAAAAAAGAUGUGACUGUGACUGAGGAAGACUGGAAAGGCCCUCUGCCUAGUGUUCUGACAAAAGGAAUAGAUUGGCUACUUCUGUUUUCUUUACUCUUUCUGGCUAGCUUUGUUAUGUAUGCAACUAUUCGAACUGAGAGCAUUCGGUGGCUAAUCCCAGGACAAGAGCAUGAACAUCAAGAAUAAUUUGAGAUGCUGAAAAAGGGACAGGAUUCCUUGCUUAUUGGUAAAGCAGGAAUUUGUAUGGACUAAAUGUACAUUAGAAUGAACUGUUGAAUUUGCUGGUUGUAAUUUAUAAUCUGGACUGAAAAUCUGCUUUGUUCAUCACCUACUGAAUCUAUAAAAACCAAACACAUGAUGGUUAACACGGUAAGUAAACAAAUAUGAAAAAAUAUUAACUAAAAAUGUAUUUAUUAAAUUGCUUUGACUUGCUUAUUUUUAUUGUACCUUAAUGUAAAUAUGUGAUACUGUUCUACUUUGCUCUUAAGAAGUCCCUGAGCUUUGUAGAUCAAUUAAGAUUCCUACAGCAUAUUUGCUUGUAUAUGUGGCGUUGCUUGGCAAAGGAAUAGAGUAGAGUUGCUCCCAUUCAGGUGGAGUCUGGGAAUCUUCUUUUACAAAACCUACAGUUUCUGUGUGGAUGAUGCAAUAUAUACUAUGGAAGUAGGAUGUGUUGACCCACUCAGAUUGUACUCAUUUUCUGGCUUAAAUAUUCCUGAAAUAAAUGUUAAAGGGAUAUGUUAGUGAAAGGUGCUGUUACUAAAUUAGUUUGAUUGUCAGGAAAAUGAACUAUAGAGAAGAAAAAGAUGUUUUAAAAAUUAGUGUACGUCAAACAAAUGAUUGCAUUGUCUAAAAAGACUUUAUAACAGUAUGUAUUUGCUUUGCACUUUUGGAUACAGUAAUACCAGCAACAAUAAAAAUUUAAAAGCUUGUA